AUGAAGAGCAGCUGCUCCGACAGCGGCAGCACCAGCGGGCCGAGCGUCGUGAUGUUGGUCUUGAGCGCGUCGCCGGCCACCGCCAUCAGGUCCUUGGAGAGCGACACGCCCACCUUGCCGUCCCCGUCCUCCUGCUGCGUCACGCAGCCGAAGCACUUGUCGUCGGCGCCCUUGUGGGUGCGCACCGUGUGCACCAGCUCGUACUUGGACCGCCGCCGGUCCGAUCUCUUGUUCGAGAGCAGGAUCGCCGCGCCGCCCAUCCGGAACAGGCAGUUGGACACCAGCAUGGAGCGGUCGUUCCCGAAGUACCAGUUGAGGGUGAUGUUCUCCAUGCUGACCACCAGCGCGUACGAGCUGGGGUGCACCUGCAGCAGGUCCUUGGCGAGGUCGACGGACAGCAGCCCGGCGCUGCACCCCAUGCCGCCGAGGUUGUAG
Molecule: messenger RNA, 435 nt
Organism: Triticum turgidum subsp. durum (durum wheat)
Lineage: Eukaryota; Viridiplantae; Streptophyta; Magnoliopsida; Poales; Poaceae
Source: the annotation of a GenBank genome assembly